UCCUAAUCGGAAUAUCUGUUGAAUUUAACUUGCUGUUGUAUCUCUGCUUUUCAUUGUAUGUUUAUUUAGUUGUAUACAACCAAUUAGAAAAGCGACAACUUCUCGAAUUAUUAUUUUUUUGGUGCAAGUUUAACAGUUGGAAUAUUGUAAACAGCAAAUCCAUUGCGAAUGGCUGAAGCGAACUCCCAGGCUGGGCGUUUCAAAAUGAGACCCUCAAUUUUACUUGUCUGCUAUUUUGUGGCUCUGUUGUCUACUGCAACGACCGGAUGCAUGUUCGGAGAGGACGACGAUUGUGACUUUGAAGAUCAACUGGAGCUGCAGGCCAUGACUAUCGGGAACCGGUUUAUGCCUGGUGCCUCUAGGAAUCUCAGAGGUCAUGUGAUGAUGAUGCCCGACAGUUUCGAAGAUUAUUGGGAAGACUUCGGGUUCGCCCAGCAGCUGCCGUGUUUUACCCAAUCAAUGGGACUCACCGGUGGUUUCCGAGGAUUGCAUCAAAGUGGAGCCAGAUCAGUUCCCCGUGCUGGAAACGCAAUGCCUGGAAGUGGGUGGAUUCAUGGAAGAAAUAUGAUCCCACCAUUUGGCCAGGAACGAAGACCCCAGCCUACCUUUAACCAAUACUACUUUCACUAUGAGAUAUUCGACUAAUAUUGACUGGUUGAUGCAUUAGAAGAACGAAAUUUUAAGUAGUAAAUAAAGAUUUGGGCUCCUUUUAAUCUGAUUUUUCU
Molecule: messenger RNA, 725 nt
Organism: Symsagittifera roscoffensis
Lineage: Eukaryota; Metazoa; Xenacoelomorpha; Acoela; Convolutidae
Exons: 4
Coding region: 169-645 (158 amino acids)
Source: RefSeq, a predicted model, not a curated record